This is a messenger RNA of Suricata suricatta (meerkat), 12302 nucleotides long. RefSeq names its product ALMS1 centrosome and basal body associated protein (gene ALMS1). The coding region runs from base 251 to 12280 and encodes 4009 amino acids. The transcript is spliced from 19 exons. Gene Ontology annotation, biological process: regulation of centriole replication. NCBI's taxonomy places the organism in Eukaryota, Metazoa, Chordata, Mammalia, Carnivora, Herpestidae. The record is from RefSeq and is a predicted model, not a curated record. Gene Ontology annotation, cellular component: centriole; centrosome; cytosol.
AGAUACUGAAUGGUUUUCUCGACCGUCGGAAGUUAGUGAAGCUUUAUUCCAGGCAGCUUCCGAAGUAGCUUCAGUACACAGUUGUAUCAGUGUAUCUCAGCACUCACUUAUAGGUAGUACAUCUGUCGGGUCUCAGUGCUCUGUUUUACCUCCUGAACAAGGGACUGAAGAAGAGACUGUUUCGUCUGAUACAGAUGAUGAACUGAAAAUCCCCAAAGACUUUGAUAGUUAUGAUGCUCUUUGUUCAUAUAUGGCACGGAAGACCCAAGAAGUUCAGGAGCCAGAAACCAAUUUAACUGAUAAAGGUCAAGUUUCAGUUUCAGCUUCAUCUGAUACAAGUGAUGAAUGUAUGACUCCUAAAAGACAUGACAGUUUUGAUGAUUCUUGUUCAUAUGUGCAGUAUUGGAAACAGAAAGCUUUACAGCAGUCAGAAAAAUAUUUAACCAGUAAAGAUCAUGAUUCUCAUUCAGAUUCAUCUGACACAAUUGAUAAAAAUAAAAUUCCCGAGGGAAGUGACAAUUUUAGUGCCUCUUUUUCAUCUAUGCCAUGGAACAAACAGGAAACGUCACAGCAUCCAGAAACCAGUGUGAUCAGUAAGGACCAUGUUUGUUUUCCACAUGAAGUUGCUCCUCAUUUUAAUAACAAAAUGUCACAUUUUUUCUGGCGUUGUCUGUUGGAAAGAAGAGGAAAGGGCGUUCCCUUGGCAGCUAAUAGUCAUGGUUUUGAGAGUGUUUAUUUAAGGGCUCCAGCUGAGAAUGAGAUGAAAAUGAUGGAUUCUUUGGAGGGGUAUGCAAGAAGUGAAGAAGGUCAGGGGAAAGAACUAUCUCAAGGUUUUGAACUAAAGGAGAGGAGAAGUACUUUAGUAUUUUCAGACGUACCUCCCAGAUCUUCAGAAAUACAGAAUAUUGAGAAUGUUGUAGUUCCUGAUAAUUCUAUACAAGUUUCAGAAAUACAUAUACACUCUAGGGGACCAGAUACCUCUAAGGUGGCGGUUCCUGGUGCUCCUCUUCAGACUCUUAAAUCCAACUUGGAUGAGACAUCAGAACAACUGUAUUUUCAAGGGGAAAGAGACCAAAAGACAACUUCUGCUUUUAGUGGAAAAAAUGUUGAUGCUUCUGACAAUGUAGCCUUUGAGGCAGUUAUUGCCUCUAUUGAGCCUUCCAAGAAAGACAGUACAGUAGAUGAAACCCAAACUGACAUCAGUAAGUCUUUAGUAAAUGAUAGCCAAGAACGUGAGCCAAAAAAUCCACAUCUUUCCCUAUUAAAUUAUAAUGAUGAAAGCUCUUUCUUUGAUAAGCUUAGUGAACCUGGUUAUCAGUCCACUCCUGGGGUAUUUGAAUUAGCAGCUUCAAAACCAUUAUUGCAUAAAAAAGAUAAUGGUAAUAGUUCCCUGUAUUGGCAUCCUAAUUUAAAGUCACUCCCCAAUGCUCCUCAGGAAAUGUUCAUUAAGCCACUUUCUCUUAUUCCAGAGCAUAAGUCAUCUGCGUCUUUAAGUGAAAAAUCUCACACCCAUGCUGCUGGUGUUGGCAAAGCACAGUCAGCUUUAUUUCAGUGUGAUUUAGACAAUGAACCAUUUCUUCCCAUUGGUAAUAUGGAGUCUGUUCCUGCUCUUGACAUUACAGAGAAGGUAGGAUCUUCACACAUUUUUCAGCCAAUGAAAGUAUGGACUUCAAAUUCUUUGGUCUUACAAGAUUUAAAACAGCAAAGCUUUGAAGAAGUUGCAGAUUCCUCAAAGUAUAUUUUGGAGGGGCUGCAGGUGAAGUCUGAAUCUGACAUCUAUACUCUGGAUGAUGGUACUGAAUCCUGUAGCGUAGAUGAAAAUGCUGUUGAACGCAGUACAAGAGUUGCUGAUCUACAAAGAGAGGUAGAUCAUUCUAAUAUGGACAUUAAUCAGUCUUUUUCAUCUGUAUUGCCUCCGUUUAUUCCUCAUGAGCCGACCAGAGAGUUGGAGUAUCACUCUUCAGAUCUCAGAAUGUUGAGGGUAUCUCCUGACACUGUGCAAAAGACUCGCAAACAGUUAGGAGAUACUUCUGAAGGAGGCACAGCUAAAAUUGCUCAAUCCAGCUUAAAACCAGGCAUCACUACUGCUCCUGGAGAUUCAGAUAUUGGAUCUCAUUUAUCUUUGUUCCCUGAGGGAUUUCCUCAGUUGGCUUUAAGGUCUCCUCAAGAGAAUACUGUUGGUCCACAUACUGAUACACUCAACCAACAAGCAUUGGAUAGUCAUAUAACUGAGAAGACUCUAAAAGUUUCAACUCUUCCUGAGCUAGCUGACCAGAAGAGUGGGAUAACAGGACCCGCUAGUUCCUGCUCACAAAGAGGGAAGUCUGAUAUUUUUUACUUACAUGACUUGCCAGAUAGUCACCUAACUGAAGGGGCUCCAAAAGUUUUGGCUGUUCCAGGACCUGCUGACCAGAAGACUGGCCUACCUACAGUCUUUCCAAGUGCUGACUCACUUGGAGAGAAGCACAGUAUUUUCUACUCACAAGCCUUGCCAGACAGUUAUCUCACUGAAGAGGCUCUGAAAGUUUCAGCUGUUCCUGGAUCUGCUGACCAGAGGACUGAAGAAACAACAGUUCCUCCUUCUUCCUAUAUACAAAGAGAAAACUACGUUAAUUUUUCCCAGCAGCAGUUGUCAGACACUCAUCUAACUGAACAGGCCUUGAAAGUUUCUGUUGUUUCUGGACCAGUUGAUGAAAACACUGGGAUACCUACAUUACCUUCAAUUUCCUACUCACUUGGAGAGAAGCCCAGUAUCUUUUACCAGCAGCCCUUGCCAGAUAAUCAUUUAAUUGAACAGGCUCAGAAAGUUUCAUCUGUUCCUGGACCAGUUGAUCUAGGUACCCAGUUGCCUAGGGUACCGGCAGCAUCCUCUACGUACUACUCGUAUGGUGAAAGGCCCCAAAUUUUUUAUCAACAGACAGUGCCAGAAAGUCAUCUACCUGAAGAGGCUCUGAAAUUUUCAGCUGCUCCUGGAUCUACUGAGCAGAAGACUGGGAUACCAACGGUCACCUCUACUCCCUGUUCCCAUAGAGAGAAGCCCAGUCUUUUUUGCCAACAGGAGUUGCCAGAUAGUUCUCUAACUGAACAGGCUCAGAAAGUUUCACCUGUUGCUGGACCUGCUGAGCAGAAGACUGGGAUACCAACGGUCACCUCUUCUUCCUAUUCACAUAGAGAAAAGCCUAAUAGUUUCUGCCAACAGGAGUUGCCAGAUAGUCCUCUAACUGAACAGGCUCAGAAAGUUUCACCUGUUGCUGGACCUGCUGAGCAGAAGACUGGGAUACCAACCAUAACCUCUACUUCCUAUUCACAUGGAGAGAAGCCCAAUAUUUUCUGCCAACAAGAGUUGCCAGAUAGUCCUGUAACUGCACAGGCUCUGAAAUUUUCAGCUGCUCCUGGAUCUACGGAGCAGAAGACUGGGAUACCACUCGUAACCUCUACUUCCUAUUCACAUGGAGAGAAGCCCAAUAUUUUCUAUCAACAAGAGUUGCCAGAUAGUCCUCUAACUGAACAGGCUCAGAAAGUUUCACCUGCUUCUGGAUUUGCUGAGCAGAAGACUGGGAUACCACCCGUAACCUCUACUUCCUAUUCACUUAGGGAGAAACCCUGUCUUUUCUACCAACAAGAGUUGCCAGAUAAUCCUCUAAGUGAACAGGCCCAGAAACUUCCAGGUAUUCCUGGACCAGAUGACCAGAACACUGGGAUAUCAAUAGGGAUUUCUAGGCCCUACUCACUUGGAGAGCAGCCUAAUAUUUUCUCCCAGCAGGUGUUACCAGAUAGUCAUCUAACUGAUGAGACUCUGAAAGUUUCAUCUCCUCCUAUACCAGGUGACCCAAAGACUGGGAUACCAACAGUACCUUCUAGUUCUUACUCACGUAGGGAGAAGUCCAGUAUUUUCUACCAACAGGUCUUACCAGACUGUCAUCUAUCUGAAAAGCCUCUGAAAGUUUCAGUUGCUACUGGACCAGUUGAAAUAAAGAGUGGGUUACCAUCAGAAGCCUCUAAUUUUUACACAGAGAGAGAGACCAGUAUUUUCUACCAACAAGAGUUGCCAGACGGUCAUCUAACUGAACAGGCUCAGAAGGUUUCACCUGUUCCUGGACCUGCUGACCAGGAGACUGAGAUAUCCACACUAACUUCUACUUCGUUCUCACAUAUAGAAAAGCCCUUUAUUUUCUAUCCACAGGGCUUGCCAGACAGUCAUCUACCUCAAGAAGCUCUAAAAGCUACAGCUGUUUCUGAACCAGCUGACAAGACCGGAAUACCAGUAGUUCCCUCCACUUCCUACUCACAGAGAGAGAAGCCCAUUAUUUUCUACCCGCAGGCCAUACCAGAUAUUCACCUCACUGAAGAGGCUCUGAAAGAUUCACCCAUAUCUGGAUCAGCUGACUGGAAGACUGGAAUACCAACAGUAUCCUCUACUUCCUGCUCACAUAGAGAGGAGCCUAUUUGUUUUUCCCCACAGAACUUGGCAGGCAGUCAACUAGUUGAAGAGGCUCUGAAAGUUUCAGUUCUUCGUGGACCAGCUGAACAGAAGACUGAGUUACCAUCAGAACCUUUUAGUUCCUACUCACAUGGAGAGAAGCCCAUUAUCUUCUACCCACAGAGCUUGACAGACAGACAGUUGGCUCAGGAGUCUCUUAAUGGUUCAGCUAUUCCUGGACCAGCUGACCAGAAGACUGGGCUGCCAUCAGAACCUUCUAGAUCCUCCUCACAUAGAGAGAAGCCCAUUAUUGUCUACUCACAGGGUUUGACAGACAGCCAGGUACCUCAGGAGGCUCUGAAAGUUUCAGCUGUUCCUGGACCAGCUGACCAGAAGACUGGGUUGCCAUUAAAACCUUCUAGUUCCUACUCACUUGGAAGGAAAUCUGUUUUUUUCCACCAGCAGGCCUCAUCAGAUAGACAUCUCACGGACGAGGCUCUUAAUAUUUCAGCUUCUCCUGGACCAGCAGACCAAGAGACUGGGAUAUCAACAGUACCUUCUAUCUCAUACUCUGAUUUAAAGAAGCCAAGUAUUUUGUACCAACAGCCUUUGUCAGACAAUCAGCUGGCUGUAGAAGUUCUGGAAGUUUCAGCUGUUUCUGGUCCAGGUGACCAGAAGACCAGAAAACCAACAGUUACCUCUACUUCUUACUCACAUACAGAGAAUCCUGUCAUUUCUUAUCAGCAAGAAUCGCUAAAUCUUACUCAAGAGGCUUUAAAAGUUUUAGAGGUUCCUGGACUAGGUGACCAGAAGACUGGAAUACCAGCAGUAACCUCUACUUUUUACUCAUAUAGAGAGAAGCCCAUCAUUUCUUCCCAGCAGGAGUUGCCAGAUCCUAAUGAAGGUGCUUUAAGAGUUUUAGGCACUCCUGGGCCAGCUGAUCAGAAGACUGGGGUACGAAUUGGGCCCUCCACGUCCUAUUCACAUAGAGAGAGCCCUAUCUUUUCUUACCAGGAGUCGUCGUCAGAUAUUACUGAAGAAACUUGGAAAGUUUCACCUGUUUCUGGACCAGCUAACCAGAAGACUGAGAUACAUAAAAUCCCCUCUAGUUCCUACUCAUACAGAGAGAAGGGCAGUAUUUUUUACCAGCAGGAGUCUCCAGAUGUUACUGAAAAAACUUUAAAAGUUUUUGCUCUUCCUGGACCUGUUGACCAGAAGACUGAAAUACCAACAGGACCUUCUAGCUCUUACUCACAUAAGGAGAAACUCAAGAUUUCACCAGCGAUUUUACCAGAUGUCCAGAAGACUGAGGUUCUAACAGCUCCCCCUAGUUCCUACUCACAAAGAGAAAAGCCCAGAAUUUCAACUGUGACUGGAUCAGAUUACCAGGAGACUCCAUUACUGACAGUUUUUCAUAAUUCCUAUGCUCAGAGAGUAAAGCCCACUCUUUUACUUCAACAGCAGUUGCCAAAUAGAUAUCAAAGUGAAGAUAUUCUGAAGAUUUCACCCGUCCCUGAACCAACUGAUGUGAAAUCUGGGAUACCAAUACCUCUUUCUAGUUCCUCUUCCCACAGAGAGAAAUCUAGUAUUUUCUACCCACAGGAAUUGCCAGACAAACAUUUAGCUGAAGAUGCACUGAAGGUCUCAACAGUUCCUGUACCAGCUAACCAGAAAAGUCUGUUACCAACAGCUCCUCCUAGUUCCUUUUCACACAGAGAAAAAGCAAAUAUAUUCUACCAACAGGAUUUUCCAGAUAGACCUCUACCUGAAGAUGCUGUGAUGUUUUCAAGUGGUUUUGGGCAAACUGAUCAAAUUAAUGGGUUAUCAACAGUUACCCCUGGUACUUAUUCACAUAGUGAGAAACAGAAACUUGUUUCAGACCAUGUUCAAAUGCUAAUAGAUAAUUUGGAUUCUCCUAACUCCAGUAUUAUCUCAAGCAGUAUGCCUUUAAGUUCUCAGGCUAAUGGUAGAGUUAUAAUAAGUAAGCCAGAAUCUUUAGGUGUUGAAGAUGUUCGCUCUGAGGAAAUUCAAGAUACGAGCAGUAGUUCCAAAACUCUUAAAGAGAUUCGGACCCUUUUAAUGGAGGCAGAAAACAUAGCACUGAAACGAUGCCAUUUUCCUGCUCCUCUUGUCCCUUUCCGAGAUGUUAAUGAUGUUUCAUUAACACGGUCUAAGAAGAUGGUUUGCUUCAAAGAACCCCUCACAGCUUCUGAAUUUAAUAGUGAUUUGCCUCAGAGACAGCCAUUUACAGAGCAAAAUCCAAACAACAAGUGCAUACAGAAAGAUAGUAGCACGCAGACAAAUCUGAAAAGCCAGAGAGGCAUUGAGAAUUGGGAGUUUAUUAGUUCAACCACAGUUAGAAAUCCUCUACGAGAAGCAGAAAGCAAAGCCAGAGUGAAGUUAGAUGAAACCCUUCAACAAUAUACAGCAGCCAAAUCUGUAAUGAGAUCUGAACCUGAAGGAUACAGUGGAACUAUUGAGAAUAAAAUUGUUAUCCCUAUGAUGACUAUCAUUAAAAGUGAUUCAAGUAGUGAUGCCAGUUCCUGCUCAUGGGACAGUAAUUCCUUGGAGUCAGUUUCUGAUGUUCUUCUAAACUUCUUUCCAUAUGCUUCGUCCAAGACAAGCUUGACAGAUAGCAGAGAAGAAGAAGGUGUGUCAGAGAGUGAUGAUUGUGGUGAUAGCAGUGUAGAUUCACUGGCCGCACAUGUCAAAAACCUUCUCAAGUGUGAAUCCGCAUUGAAUCAUGCUAAACAAAUACUCAGAAAUGCAGAAGAAGAGGAAUGUCGAGUACGAGCACGAGCCUGGAAUCUGAAAUUUAAUCUGGCUCGUGAGUGUGGCUACUCCAUUUCAGAAUUAAAUGAAGCUGACAGGAGAAAAGUAGAAGAGAUCAAAGCAGAGUUGUUCAGUCGUGGGAGAACAACUGAAUUGUCCAAGGGUUUACAGAGUCCACGGGGAAUAAGAUGCAAUCCAGAAGCUGUAUGUAGUCACAUUAUUAUUGAAAGCCAUGAAAAAGGAUGUUUCAGGACGCUAAGUGCCGAACAACCACAGUUGGAUAGCCAUCCUUAUGUUUUCAGAUCUGCUGACCCCUCAGACGUUAUCAGAGGACAACGGAGUCCAUCAUCAUGGAGAACCAGACACAUCAACCUUUCCAAAUCAUUAGACCAGAGGAACCCCCAUGUCAAAGUUUGGAAUUCCUUGCAGUUACGAAGUCCUUCCCCAUUUCAAAACUUUACCGCCGAUGACUUCAGAAUUAGCCAGGGUCUUCAAUUACCAUUCCGUGAAAAGACAGCCCCUUGGCUAUCAGAAUUAGUAGAACCUGCUUAUGUGCCACCCGAAGAAAUGGAUUGUCAUUCUUCAUCACAAAUGCUGCCCCCAGAACCCAUGAAAAAAUUUACUACUUCCAUCACUUUUGCAUCUCACCGACACUCUAAAUGCUUUUCAGAUUCCUCUGUUCUUAAGGUUGGUGUUACUGAAGGUAGCCAGUGUACUGGAGCAUCUGUGGGAGUAUUUAAUUCUCAUUUCACUGAAGAACAAAAUCCUCCCAGAGAUCUAGAACAGAAAACCUCUUCCCCUUCAUCAUUUAAAAUUGUUAGUCAUUCACCAGAUAAUGCUGUGACUAUUUUAGCAGAAAGUAGUGGCCAAAGUCAAAAAUUAUCAAUUGAACAUUCUCAGCAAAAAGAAAAACUCUUAGAAAGAUCAGAUAUUAAAGGCAAUGAUUCUGAGCCCAGUACCAGUGCACAGUAUAACAGUGUCAAGGAAGUUCAUUUUGCUGAUAACCAUACCCUCAUUAGCAUGAGCAGACCAAGUUCCACACUAGGAGUAAAAGAGAAGACUGUAACUAUAACUCCAGAUCUUUCUUCGCGCAUUUUUCUUGAACAACAAGAGCUCUUUGAACAAAGCAAAUCCCCACAUGCAGGUCACCAUGUGAGAAAAUACCAUUCUCCCCCUCCUCAACAUCAGGAUUAUGUAGCUCCAGACCUUCCUUGUCAUAUUUUUCUUGAAAAACGGGAACUCUUUAAACAAAGCAAAGCCCCGCAUGUAGAUCAUCAGAGAGAAAACCAGUCUCCCUUUCCUCAAGGUCAGAAUUAUAUAGCUUCAGACCUUCCUUCUUCCAUUUUUCUUGAACAACGUCAGCUCUUUGAACAAAGCAAAGCCCCAGAUGUAGAUCACAUGGGAAAAUACCGUUCCUCCUUUCCUCAAGGUCAGGAUUAUGUAGUCGAAAAGAAUAAUCAACAUAAAUUUAAAUCAUACAUUUCUAAUAUGAUAAAUGUUGAAGCCAAGUUCGAUUCUGUCAUCUCCCAACCAGUCCCAAAUCAGUGUACAUUAGUAACAUCUGCAUCCACUCCACCCUCAAAUAGAAAAGCACUUUCUUGUGUUCGUAUAACUCUUUAUCCCAAGACUCCUUCCAAGUUGGAUAGUGGAACCUUAGAUAAAGAAUUGCAUUCAUUGGAUCCUGCUUCUAAAACGAGGAUGAAUAGUGAGUUUAACUCUGACCUACAAACUAUAUCUUCAAGAUCAUUGGAACCAACCUCCAAAUUAUUGACCAGUAAAGCUGUAGCACAGAAUCAAGAAUCUUUAGGUUUUCUAGGACUUAAAUCUUCACCGGACUUCCAAGUCUUACAGUCUCCUCUUCCAGAUAGUAAUACUGUUUCUCAGGACUUGAAAACCACACCUUUUCAGAAUAGCCAGAUAGUAACCUCAAGGCAAACACAAGUGAACAUUUCCGAUUUGGAAGGAUAUUCCAGUCCAGAAGGGACUCCGGUAUCUGCAGAUCGAUCAUCAGAGGAGAUUAAGAUCCCAUUUUCUGCCUUUUCUGCAAAACCAUCAUCCGAUGCAGUCACUCAGAUAACCACAGAAAGUCCAGGAAAAACCCUGUUUUCGUCUGAAAUUUUUAUUAAUCCUGAAGAUCGUGGAUUUGAAAUUCCAGAGCCCAGUACCCAGAAGCUAGACAAGGUUCCUGCUAAGUUUGUUUCAUCAUCUCCAGUCCAACAGAUUCCUCAUCCUCGUGGCACUGAUGCCCAGCCUUCACUGUUGCCAUAUAAGCCUCCUGGUAGUACCCGGAUGUACUAUGUUCCACAAUUAGGAAGAAUUCCCUCAUCUCUGGAUUCCAGAUCAGAUACCACCAUUGAGAGUUCUCACUCAGGAUCCAAUGAUGCCGUUGCUCCGGACUUCCCAGCGGAGGUGCUCGGCACCAGAGAUGAUGAUGUGUCACUCCCUGCGAACACUAAACAUACAGAGGGGAUCUACAGUAAGAGGGUGGUGGCCAAGCCGUCCUCCUCGGUGGGGAAAAAGCCGCCUCAGAAAGAUAAUGCCGAUGCCGAAGUUCAAGUUUCCAUCAGUGGGGAUGAGAACCUUUCAGACAAAAAACAGAAAAAGGAGAUCUACAGUAAAAAGUCAGUGACGAAGGCUGCCACACCUGAAGAGAAAGAAUUCUUGGAGAAAGCCGCUGCAGGUUCCAGCGGUGCUGCUGCUGCAGAGCCCUCAGCUCCACUACAAGACAUAAAGAUUGAAAGUCUACCAGACACUGAAGCCAUUAAACAGAAAGAGGAGAUCCAUAGUGAGGAGACAGUUCCUAAGGAAGCCUGGACAGAAGAACAAGAAUCCUUUCAGAUAGAUAUGGCAGAGCCCAGACGUCAUUCAGAAUUUGAAGAUACUACCCAUUCUGUCUUCAGGUCAGCCAAGUUUUACUUUCAUCAUCCAGUGCAUCUACCAAGUGAUCAAGAUGUUGGCCAUGAAUCCUUAGGGAGGAGUGUUUUCACGAGGCGUUCUUGGAAAGAUUUCUUUCAGCAUCAUCCAGACAAACAAAGAGAACACACUUGUCUUCCUUCCCCUCAUGAAAAUGUGGAAAAGACCAAGGCAGAUUAUACCAGAAUAGAGAGCCUUAGUAUCAAUCUAAACUUGGAAAACAAAGAAGUGACGCAUUCAGCUAAAAGUCAGGCUACAGAUUUUCCAAAAGGUGACAGACAAAUUAAUGAUCCAAAAAGGGAUCAUAAAUUCACCUCAGAGCUAACAACUCAGCACACUGUGAGUUUGAAUCAACUCUGGAACAAGUAUCAGCAGCGACAGAAACAAAAGAAACCUCCCGAGCUCAGUGACAGAAAAGAACUGUCCUUGGUGGAGCGACUUGACCGUUUGGCUAAACUUCUUCAGAAUCCCAUCACAUACUCUCUCUGGACCUCUGAAAGCACACAGGAUGAUAGCAGAGGGGAACGGGAUAUUAAGCAACAGCAGAAAAUCAAGCUUCAGAAAAAGAAGAGGUAUAAGAGCCUAGAGAAAUGCCAUAAAAACACAGGAGAUCUUAAAAAAAGCAAGGCGCUUUCUACUCAUCAAGCCAAGAAGCCCAAUCAGGUUAAAAUUGAACAGAUUAAAUUUGAUAAGUAUAUCCUGAGAAAACAGCCAGAUUUUCAUUACAUAAACAACACUUCCUCAGAUUCUAGGCCGUCUGAGGACAGUGAGCUGCUCACAGACACCGCCACCAACAUCCUUUCCUCCACCAGUUCUCCUGGGGAAUCUGAUAUCUUGACCCAAACAGAUAAAGAGGUGACUUUGCAGGAGAGGAGCAGCUCUCUGUCCACCAUCGACACUGCCCGACUGAUCCAAGCUUUUGGCCAUGAGAAAGUUUGCCUGUCACCCAGGCAAAUUAAAUUAUACAGCAACAUUACUGACCACCAGAGAAGAUCCCUUGAGAGGCGGAGCAAGAAGAAUAAGAAAGCAUUGAAUAUAGGUCGUCCCCAAACGACUUCUGAGCACACCAAAAGGAAACACAUCCAGGUGGCAAAUCAUGUGAUUUCUUCUGAUUCUGUUUCAUCUUCCACCAGUAGUUUCUGGAGCUCAAGCCCCACCCUUUGCAACAAACAAAAUAUACAUACGUUAAACAAGGGCGUACAAGCAGGUAACUUGGAGAUCGUGAAUGGUGUCAAAAAACACACCCGAGAUGUUGGGAUGACUUUCCCAACUCCAAGCUCUAGCAAGGCUAGAGUAGAAGAGUACAGUGAUGUGACUUCUUGGUCAGAAGAAAAACUAGAAGAGAAAAAUCACACCAUCUAUCUUGGGGACAAAAAGUUAAAGAAGAACAAACAGAGUUACAGUGAAGGAGUUUCAUGGUUUGUUCCUGUGGAAAAUGUGAAGUCUGGUCCUAAGAAGGAGAACCUGCCCAAACUUCAUGGCCCUGGUAUUUGCUGGUUUGCACCAAUAACCAACACCAAACCAUGGAGGGAGCCACUGCGGGAACAGAACUGGCAGGAACAGCACACAGACACCCACGGGUCACUAGCAGGCCCAGGCAGAGAUCCACCGAAGCCAUUUGUGAAGGCAACGCUACAGGAAUCUCUUCAGCUUCACAGACCUGACUUCAUCUCCCGCUCUGGGGAGCGAAUAAAGCGUCUGAAGUUAAUAGUCCAGGAGAGGAAGCUACAGAACAUGUUACAGAGUGAGCGGGAGGCCCUGUUCAACACUGUGAGAGAAUGGCAGGGCUGCCAGGAGCCCAUGCGCCGGCUCCCGAAGAGAGGCUUCCUGGAUGCCCAAAAGAAUAGACCUAUUGGAAAGAAGGAAAUGAUUCAGAGGUCUAAACGGAUUUAUGAGCAGCUCCCAGAAGUGCAGAGAAAGAAAGAAGAAGAGAAGAGGAGAUUGGAAUACAAGUCAUACCGGCUACGAGCUCAACUAUUCAAGAAGAGGACUCUGAAAGUCAGAAUCCAAAAGACAAGUUUAUGCCGAUGUGGGAUUGGAGAACUGCUUCCGGAGCACACCCGGAGCUGGGCGGGGCCGGGCCCAUCAAGGAGGGGCCCCCAGGCACCACAUGGCCCGGCCAGUGUGUCCGCGUCACAGGCCAGGCCUCUCUUUGUGCUUGUAUGUUUGAACUGAUAAAUGAAUGAGUCUAUCCAAA